AUGAGGACGCCGCCAGCAACCGCCGGACGAUCAAGAGACAGGGCAAGCAACGGCAUGCUGCGCCGUCAAGUCGCGAAAUGGCCGGCAGUCGAGGGCAAGGGUCCCAGGAAACGAACGUCCGUCGUCCCACGCUCCACAGCCACGGGGUUCUCAUAG
Messenger RNA from Colletotrichum paranaense, 156 nucleotides. RefSeq lists its product as uncharacterized. NCBI's taxonomy places the organism in Eukaryota, Fungi, Ascomycota, Sordariomycetes, Glomerellales, Glomerellaceae. The transcript has a single exon. The record is from RefSeq and is a predicted model, not a curated record. Bases 1 to 156 code for a protein of 51 amino acids.